AAACACAUAAAGGAGAGACCUGUGUACCGAAGUACUCUUUCCGUGAUGAUAAGGGUCUAUUUUCUUCGGAAAAAAAAUGAACUGAACUGAAUUGAACUUAACUUAACUAAAUUGAAUUGAAUUGAAUUAAAUUGAAUGUAAUAAAUAUAAUUCAAUGUAAUAAAUAUAUAAAUAAUAUUUAAACAAUAAUAAUAUGAAUAUUAAAUAAUAAUUAUAAUGAUAAGUAAUAAUAAUGAAUAAUAAUAAUUUUUUAAAAAAUAAAAAAGCUCCUAAUUUAAUAGGGAUACUCAUUUUUUAAAAAAUAAAAAAGCUCCUAAUUUAAUCAUAAAAGUUUUUCUUAAAAAAAAAAUAAAAAAGAAAAAGUCAACAAGGGUUUUCCUUGGGGAUCAAGUUCCAAAUCCAUAUAGAAACGCCUAAUGUUCUAAUCUUGGGUUUCACCAAUCUGACAACAAACCCAUCAAUUUUUAAUUCAAUCAUUUACUCCAAUUCUCAAAACCUUCGCCAAAAAACACCCCAAAAAAAAUAUGGAGCACCACAUCGACGAAGAAACCGGCAUAAAUUUCAGAUUGGACUUGUUAUCAUCAUUGUUAGGCCAAGAAAUUGCAACAGACAUUCUUAAUCAGACCACAAUUGUUGAAGAUCAUACCAAAUUCUGCCCACAUCCCGUUUUUACAAAAAACACAUGCACAAAAUGUGGCAAAGUAAGUAACGCUACAACUUCUACUAUACCCUUUUGGUACAUUUACCCUAAUUUAAAUCUAAGUCAUAAUGAAAUUAAUCGCAUUCGAGAUACCAAUUUGCGAGCCCUAUUAACCCGAAAGAAGCUUCACUUAGUUCUUGAUUUGGAUCACACACUUGUUCAUACAAGGAAGUUGUACAAAUUAAGUCCUGAAGAUAGGAAAUUUCUUAGGCCCAAAAAAUAUGGGGUUGAUCAUAAUUUGCCUGGAGAAUUAGGUACAUUGUUUAAAAUAGGUUAUGGAUGGACAAAGUUAAGGCCAUACGUUCGUACUUUCCUUCGAGAGGCAAGCACGAUGUUCGACAUGACAAUUUAUACAUUAGGGUGUCGAGCUUAUGCUUGGAGUACGGCGAAAUUGCUUGAUCCAAACGGGGAUUAUUUUGAUAAGUGGAGGGUGGUUUCGAGGGAAGAUUGCGCGAUUUUAGACAAGCACAAGAAGUUUUUAGAUGUUAUAUUAGAACACGAGCAAGUUAUAGUGGUAAUGGAUGAUAAUGAAACUGUUUGGGAAGAUCAUAAGACGAAUUUGUUGAGAAUAAUCCCGUAUAAUUUCUUUUCUUAUUUUAGCCCCAAGGAUAAAGAUCACGAUGCUUCGCCACCACGAGAGUCGUGGUCUCAGUUGAAUGGGGAUGAGAGUGAGGAAAAUGGGGUGUUAGCAAAAGCUUUGGAUAAGUUAAGGGCUGUUCACGCAGCUUUUUUUGAUGAUUUAGGUGUGAAGGGAUCAAAGGAUUAUGGUAAUCGGGAUGUGAGAGAUAUACUUCAAAGGGUGUUAAUGAAACAAAAAUCAUCAACUAAGAAACAAAAUAAGCACAAAGGUAAGAAGAUUGAUGGGUUAUCGCGAGCUCUACAAGCUGCUCAUCUAUGAAAAUUUAUUUGCCCUGUUUUACUUAAUUGUAUUAUCAACUAAAUAUUUAUGUUGCACAACGCUUGUGAAUAUUUUUGUCAUAUAUGCUUCUAAAUGUGAGUUGAUGAUGUAGAAAUUUUCCUUAAAAAGUAGCU
Beta vulgaris subsp. vulgaris (sugar beet) is the source of this 1732-nucleotide messenger RNA. Its product is annotated as RNA polymerase II C-terminal domain phosphatase-like 4. The transcript has a single exon. Lineage: Eukaryota; Viridiplantae; Streptophyta; Magnoliopsida; Caryophyllales; Amaranthaceae. Bases 525 to 1598 code for a protein of 357 amino acids. Gene Ontology annotation, molecular function: RNA polymerase II CTD heptapeptide repeat phosphatase activity. Gene Ontology annotation, cellular component: nucleus. The record is from RefSeq and is a predicted model, not a curated record.